This is a messenger RNA of Anarrhichthys ocellatus (wolf-eel), 2908 nucleotides long. RefSeq names its product protein phosphatase 1, regulatory (inhibitor) subunit 7 (gene ppp1r7). The coding region runs from base 39 to 1076 and encodes 345 amino acids. The transcript has 10 exons. The record is from RefSeq and is a predicted model, not a curated record. Lineage: Eukaryota; Metazoa; Chordata; Actinopteri; Perciformes; Anarhichadidae. Gene Ontology annotation, molecular function: protein binding.
GAUUGGCUGAGCAGUUGUCAGGACUGUUUACAAGAAACAUGGCUUCCAGGUCUGUUGGAGAGCUUCAGGAGAUGGAAGUGGACCGAAGGGGUGAGUCCGAGGAGUCUGGUGAUGAUGAGACCAAGAGGAAGAGCAUCAAUGGCAACAUGGACCCCAACCAGCCCGCUACCACAAGUAAAGAAGAGUCUCCUGUUGACAUGGACACUAUAACUUUGGACCCAGAGGAAGAGGAUGUUGAUCUUGUUCAUUGUCGUAUUGGAAAGAUUGAAGGAUUGGAGGUGCUACAGAAAGCUAAAACGCUCUCCUUAAGACAGAAUCUCAUAAAGAAGAUAGAAAACCUUGAAAGUCUGCGCUCGCUGCAGGAACUAGAUCUCUAUGACAAUCAGAUUCGCAAACUGGAGAACCUGCACAACCUCACAGAGAUCGAGCAGCUUGACAUGUCCUUCAAUAUGCUGAGGAAGGUGGAGGGUUUGGAGCAAAUGACUCGGCUGAAGAAACUUUUUCUACUUCACAACAAAAUUGGCAGCAUUGCCAACCUGGAACACCUCACGGGCCUGGAAAUGCUGGAGCUGGGCUCCAAUCGCAUCCGGGUCAUAGAGAACCUGGAUACUCUUUCAUCUUUGCAAAGUUUGUUUCUUGGCACCAACAAAAUAACUACGCUUCAGAAUCUGGAGGGUUUACACAACCUGACGGUUUUAAGCAUUCAGAGUAACCGGAUCACAAAAAUUGAGGGUCUACAGAAUCUGGUCAGCCUGAGAGAGCUCUAUCUGAGCCACAAUGGCAUUGAGGUCAUCGAGGGCCUGGAAAACAACAAAAAGCUUACAACCCUGGACAUCGCAGCCAAUCGAGUAAAGAAAAUCGAAAACAUCAGCCAUCUGACAGACCUGCAGGAGUUCUGGAUGAACGAUAAUCAGAUAGAUAACUGGUCAGAUCUCGACGAGUUGAAGAAUGCCAAGACUCUGGAGACGGUCUACCUUGAAAGAAACCCUUUACAGAAGGAUCCACAGUACCGGCGAAAGAUCAUGCUGGCGCUGCCCAGUGUACGCCAGAUCGACGCUACCUUCAUCCGCUUCUAAACCGCAGUGUAAAAAUCCACCUGCCAGCUCCGCAGUGUUCUCCCUCACCACCCUGCGUGUCCUACCUCCAAAACAAACUUCAUUUUGAAACACACUGGCCUCACUGAUUCAUAUAGUCACUCCGUACACAAACGCACAUUCUGACAUUUGCGCUCACCCACGACUCACUCAACAUACAUGUAUGCACUCAUUCACACCUUGAUCUAUGCUGUUGGGUGGAAGCUUAUUUAUUUCUUAAGCAGGGUAUAAACUGUGAGAAGGAUUUCAAAAUGUACACCAUGUCCAUUUCCUCUUCUUUUUUUUUUUUUUCCACUGCACUUAUUUUUCUUCUAUUGUUUUGCAUGUGAGAUGAAGUAUGGAGACAUAUUUCCUCAAUAUGAGUCUUGUUUAUUACAUUGUUGAGGCUGCACUGCUAUCAUAUGAGAGGAAAGAGUGGCAUUCUUACUAUUUGAGGGAUCUUUUUUUGAGAGUUUAUUCUUUUUGGUUGGACAGGAUGAGACUGUUCUCACAAGGUACACAGUGAGCAGACGAACAUUGAAUGGGAAGUCCCUAAGAAAAAAAAUGUAACAUAUUGUAAUCUUUAGAAUGAAGGAAUUGCCAAACUUGACUCCCACAGAAAGAUCCAAAAUGAUUAAUCAUUUUUAAUAAACUGAAGAAGGGCAAAUCGUGAUCUCUAUGCCUUGUCCACAUAUUUUACAGCCCGUUCUCUGAUGAAUAAGAGUGACCUCUGCGUUAAAACGCCGCUCAUGAGAAAGAUCAUUUAAUGUGUCCAUAAAGAUGGUUCAGUUUUUUACCUUGAAUACAUCAGCUUGUUUUUUUGACUGUGGGGAAAUUGUUCAUAUCUGUUCUGAUAUCAGUAAAAUGUAGAUUGUUUUUUAAGUGAAUUUACUUGGCAGGACUGGUCUCAUAUGUGUUAACUGAUGUAAGAUAAAUUACGUCUUGCUGUUCAUUUUUUUUUUAAAUACAUUUUGUGGUUUAAAGUUUUCAGAUAUUUAAAGUACAUAUUCUAUUCUUAUUUGGCCUUCAGUACAGCUUAAGAGUAGAUAGUCGUGUAUAUUUAUGUUGCCAUGGGAUUCCUUGGAUCAGGCACUGAGGUGAACACCUUGAACCAGAACGGAGGGACUUAUCCUUAUGGUCCCGUGUAUAUAUUGCUCGAGUGCACUUGAUUUACUCCCAGGUUACAAUGAACAGGUGAUGUAUCUUUGAUAUGAGAAUAAUUCCCCACCUCGGGACUAAAAGGUCACAUUUGGACACAUCAGAUUACUACGCAUUGCUGGGUUUACACGGCAAACUAAGUGCUUUCUGUGCAGCAUAAGAUACUGACCAUUAUCAUCUGAUUCCUUUCAUCCGAGUCUAAAGUGCAUCUUCAAACUGUUCAAUUGGGCUGAGUUAAUAUUGUAUCUCCCUUUGUAGGCAGGAACAUAACAGCGUAGUAUGCUGGUUUGUAUUGUAGGUGUCUUUACAAUGUGCUCUCUUUCAAAGGAUUUGAAGUUAUGAUCAUAAAUUAAAUUGUUUAGUGGCCAGUGGGAUUGGAAGUGUCACUUAGUGUUUUGAAUAUAAUUUGGACAUCUCAUGAUUUAGAAAGUCAGUUCCAUCAUCACCUUCCCUUUGUAAAGUGAGAUUAAUUUUUUCUUGUAAAUGGCAGGCAGUACAGCAGCUUUAUUUGAGAAGAGUGAUUAAGACAACUUGACCUUGAUUGGUUACUGAAUGAGCAAUUAUUCUAAUUGCUAGUAGCUGAUUGUUGUUAGAACUGAGUCUUCAGUUUCUGGACUUGGUUCAUGCUGUUUUCAAACUGAAUGUAUUAUGCAAAUAAUAAAAUUACACGACUUAAA